Molecule: messenger RNA, 3029 nt
Organism: Heteronotia binoei (common prickly gecko)
Lineage: Eukaryota; Metazoa; Chordata; Lepidosauria; Squamata; Gekkonidae
Gene: KIF6
Product: kinesin family member 6
Exons: 22
Coding region: 52-2397 (781 amino acids)
Biological process (GO): microtubule-based movement
Molecular function (GO): ATP binding; microtubule motor activity; microtubule binding
Source: RefSeq, a predicted model, not a curated record
CCUCGCGCCCCUUCGCUGGUCUCCAACUGGCAGAAGGUUUAAUUUGCAAAGAUGGUGAAGCAAACGAUCCAGAUCUAUGCCCGAGUGAAACCUUUGGGCAGGAAGCAGCCGCCGGGGAUAUAUUCAGUUGGUGAAGAUGAGACAUCAGCAUUCAGUUUGGAAAUUACUGUGCCCCGUGAUUUGGCAGAUGGAUUUGUUAAUAAUAAACGAGAAAGCUACAAGUUCAAAUUUCAGAAAGUUUUUGAUCAGGAAGCAAAACAAGAUGAAAUUUUUGAAGCCAUUGCCAAGCCAGUUGCAGAAUGUGCUCUAGCUGGCUAUAAUGGCACUAUAUUUGCCUAUGGACAGACAGGAAGUGGCAAGACAUUUACCAUUACUGGGGGAGCAGAACGUUACAGUGAUCGAGGCAUCAUUCCCAGGACCCUGUCUUAUAUUUUUGAGCAGCUGCAAAAGGACAGCAACAAAGUAUAUACAACGCAUAUUUCCUACUUAGAAAUUUAUAAUGAGUGUGGUUAUGAUCUACUGGACCCAAGACACGAAGCCUCCAGACUAGAAGAUUUACCAAAGGUGACAAUAAUGGAAGAUCCUGAUCAGAACAUUCAUCUGAAACAUCUCUCUUUGCAUCAAGCAAUCAAUGAGGAGGAAGCACUGAACCUUCUUUUCUUAGGAGACACCAACAGGAUGAUUGCAGAGACGCCGAUGAACCAAGCCUCUACUCGUUCACACUGUAUUUUCACUAUUCACAUCUCAAGCAAAGAACCCGGAUCUGCAACCAUUCGACGCUCCAAACUACACUUAGUGGAUCUAGCUGGUUCAGAGCGUGUUGCAAAGUCUGGAGUUGGAGGUCAACUGCUGACAGAGGCCAAAUAUAUCAAUCUGUCAUUACAUUUCUUGGAACAGGUGAUUAUUGCCCUGUCAGAGAAACAUCGGUCUCAUAUCCCUUACAGGAACUCUAUGAUGACCUCAGUGCUAAGAGACAGCUUAGGAGGAAACUGCAUGACCACAAUGAUUGCAACACUAUCAAUUGAGAAAAGGAACAUAGAUGAAUCUAUAUCAACUUGUAGGUUUGCACAGCGUGUUGCCCUUAUUAAGAAUGAAGCAGUGCUUAAUGAAGAAAUUGAUCCCAGACUGAUGAUAGCACGAUUAAACAAAGUAAUUCAGGAGCUAAAAGAUGAAUUGGCCUUGGUGACAGGAGAACAAAGAUUAGAAGAACUUACUCAAGAAGAACUACUUCAGGUUGAUGAGAAGAUUAAAUAUUUUUUGGAAGAUACGGAUCCUGAAAGUACAUUGGAUGUUGGCGCUGAUAUGCGGAAGAUCAAAUACUGUUUCUGCCAUUUAAAGAGACUGCUUAAUGAUGCAAAGCCCUGUGAGAAUGUUUUGCUUGCCACAGACAUUCCUGAAGAUAAAGUUGUUAACAGCUCAUCUGGGACGGAAGAGUUAAAGAAGCUAAAGGAUCUUCUUCAUCAACGGGACAAUGAAAUCAAUAUUUUAGUAAAUAUGUUAAAGAAGGAAAAACAGAAAGCCCAAAAUGCCCUUCUUCACCUCAGUGCUUCUUCAAGGGAGGCCCCAACCUCAGAAAGUUUUCUUAUUCAAAAAAGAGUAGAAAAUGAGCACAUGUUAACUGUCUCUUCAAAACCUAAACCUGAUUUUCUUCCCAGGAACACAGCAUUAAGAGGAGAAAUGUCACUUGGACGCCAAGAAGCCUUUGAAAUUUUCAAGAGAGAUCAUGCUGAUAGCAUAACCAUUGAAGACAACAAACAGCUCCUUAAGCAAAGGUUUUCAGAAGCAAAAUCCCUGGGAGAAAAAGUAAAUGAGAUAAGAAACCGAAUCAACCAUUUAAAAGGAGAGAUAACCCAGAGGCACAUGCAAAAAGCAGCUCAAGUUCUUGGCAGUCCACAAAAAAUGGAUGAACACGAUUCAGUAGAAGAGGCACUUCGGGCACAAAUUGAAGAGGAGAAAAUCAGUUAUAAAACAAUGUUCACUCGUUUGAAAGGAAUGAAGAUAGAGAUUGAACACCUACAGCUUCUUAUGGAAAAAGCAAAGGUGAAACUGCAAAAAGAUUUUGAAGUUUGGUGGUCUGAGGAGGCAACAAAUUUACAGAUCCAAGAAGAAAAGCCAUCUUUGCUUAAUUCAGUCAGUGCUUCAAAGAUUUCACCCUUGUUUCUCGAAACCCAGCCCUGCCUAGAUAACAGGGUUCCAAAUAGCACCACAGCCAGCUUCAGUGAAGAAUCCUCAGUGACAAGCAGCUUGCGCCACCUCAGCAACUCAGCUUCAGUAGCAAGAAUUUCCCCAGGUUCAACCAUCCCUCUCACAGGAGACCGUCAGACUGAUGCUGAUAUUCUAGCUUUCAUUAGAGCAAGGCGGAAUCUCCAGCAAAAAAAAGGACUGAAGAACAAGUAAAUUUUCAAUUAUGAAACAGUCUGCUAUUUCAAAAUUGCGAAACUGAAGAGAACACCUGGAGCACCAGGACCAGUGGAUCUUUAAGAUACAGCUAAAUUUACAACAAAUAGCAUUUUGUCCCCCCUUCCCAAGAAAUGGUGUUCAACAUGUGUCUUCUAUGUUUUUAUCACUGCAAAGAACAAGCAAAACCAACAGGAACCCCUAGUGCAAUUUUUUUAGCAAUUUGAUGGCCACAUUAUGUGGCUUAUAAAUGUCAGGAUUAUUUAACACCUUUUAAAAAUGCUCUUCCAUGCCCAGCGCAAGCAAAAGAAUUCUUUGCCAGGGACUUUUCUGUCCCUUGGAAUCUGAUGAAAUGCUUGCCUAAUUCUCAACAGUCUGGAUGUACACAUUUUGUUGGGUCCUUUGUUUAGUUUGGUUUACAUUGGCUCAAAAGCACUGUGCAAAAGCAGAAAAAUAUUUUUGUUCCAUGUAACUUCAUUUAGAGAGCUGUUAAUUAAUGCCAAAAAACUACCCCCAAUUUUUUUUUUUUCAAAGCCAGCUUUCAUGUACUUGGAGAGCAAGAGUUAUGUUACAAAAUCUGAUUUUCAUCAUAAACUGAAAUUUCAUAGGUUGUUGUUUAUCAAAGAAUGAGG